AUGACAGAAUCAAUUGAAACGUGCAGAAGAACCUUCACCAAGACCGCAAUUCAGGAAGCUUUACGAAAAUUAGAAGUUCUAUCCUGGUGUCAACAAAAUUCGCAAUUGUUUGAUUCAACCAAAACAUAUUCUAUCGCCGAACUGCUGUAUGUUAAAAAACGAGAACUGCAUGAAAUUCUUUCUGACAUCAUCGGAUCUAGUGAUGAACCGCUAUCUACUGAAUCAAUCUGUUCAGACAAAGCCGGAGAUUUCCGCGUAAGUAGUUCCUCGGGUGAAGCGAGAGUAUACUACGAUCGGGUCGAGUAUCUGGAACGUUGCAAAGAGAUCCAUCGGUUGAUGAAAAAGUUAAAGGUCCUUAAAUAUCAGUUUCACGAGCAGAACCAAAAACUUCACUUAGAAUCUCAAAUUGAAAUGGCAAAGCAACGUUUCAUCAAAUCCUGGGAAUCAUCACGCAAAGAGCAACUGCAGCACACCAUUUCCGAUCGUGUUGAUCAUCUUGAGAAGGUACUAACGGCGUCCGCUCUCGAUAAAACUCAUACCAUCGUGGCGUCUGCCGCGAUCGAAAAGUUCUACCGGUGGAAAUUGGAAAGUACGGAACAAGAAAUAGAGGACUGGAUGAAUCGUUUCGAUCGGGAAAAGGAGGAACAGGAUUCACGAUUCCAAAAGGUACGCGCCACCGAAAAACACUGGAACGAACUGCACCUCAACUACGAAGAGCGACAGCAUGAAAUUGAAUCGCUGGAAAAGGAGUUGAUCAGCUGGGAGGCGCAAAUGCAGCAUAAGGAGCUGUGCGGUCGGAUGGCAACCAAACUUCAAGCAUGGUGGCGCGGAGUGAUGGUGCGGAAGCGUCUUGGAAGGUUUGGCCCAAUGGGUGGAAAGAAAGCUAAGGGUAAACAUAAAGGAAAAGGGAAACAUAAAAAAUAG
Molecule: messenger RNA, 924 nt
Organism: Anopheles coustani
Lineage: Eukaryota; Metazoa; Arthropoda; Insecta; Diptera; Culicidae
Product: dynein regulatory complex protein 9-like
Exons: 2
Coding region: 1-924 (307 amino acids)
Biological process (GO): cilium organization
Cellular component (GO): motile cilium; cytoplasm
Molecular function (GO): protein binding
Source: RefSeq, a predicted model, not a curated record